GCUACGAUACGCGCCGAUUGCAUAUGGCGACGGGUAGUUGAAAGAGUGUCCCUGUUUUCGGUGACCGUUUCUCGUGUAUUUUUGUAGCGUCUAGCGACGAUUGCGGAUAUUCAGUGCAUUUGUGAAAACGAUAUUUUGUGCUGCAUGCCGUGUAAUACCGAUCAAUUACAGGGUAAUGCCGUGAAUCUACUAGCAGUGUUGUACCAUAACCUCUCAAAUCGUGCAGAGAACAGUCUGUUGUAGGCAGUUUAUGUUAUAGAUAUGGCACCAACAAAAAAGGCUGAUUUAGAUAAGUUAGCAUGGGCAUGGAUAGAAGUCAUUACUCCAGAACAGAUUGAAAAAAUACAUUUAGAGACUGCAUAUAGGAUUGGAUUAAAAAGUUGUAAGAAUUGCAAACGGAACUGUACUAAUAAUCCCCAAUGUCUGACGGGUUUAGGAGAAGAAAAAUAUAUGAAGUCACAACCCACUGAGGUAGUGCCUUUAGAAAGCUCUCUAUCUGAACUUCGUGAUCCAACCCAAUAUGUCGGAUUGAAAAAUCUGGGUGCUACUUGCUACGUUAAUAGUUUAAUUCAAAUGUGGUUCCAUAAUGAAGACAUGAGGAGAAUAAUAUACAAAUGGGAUAUCACGGAAGAUCCAGAAGAAAGGGAUACAUCGUACCAGACUAAGAAGGCAGGACAACCGUAUCAUCCAGUAACUGCAGUCGGCCAAUUGCAAUACAUUUUCGCAAUGAUGCAAUUUGGAAAUCGGAGUCUUCUUGAUCCGAUGAAUCUCGCUGUCGCGUUAUCUCUGGAUACCAGAACGCAGCAGGACGCUCAGGAGUUCUCCAAGCUGCUACUGUGCCAUAUAGAAGGAAAGCUGCACUCAGAGCUGAAGCAGAUGCUGCAGAGGCUGACCCAGGGAAAAUACAGCUAUAUCAAUUGUUGUUCUACGUGCGGUACCGAGUAUCCGACGUCUACCACAUUCUACGAAUUGGAUCUGCAAUUGGCGGCCACUUUGAAGGAGGCGAUAGACAAGUAUUUGUCCGAAGAGCAGCUGACGGGCGCAAAUCAAUAUCACUGUACCACUUGCAAUGACAAACAGGAUGCCAGGCGAUUCAUACGAUUAGAAACUCUGCCGGAUACUCUAAACAUCCAACUGAUGCGUUUCGUAUUUCAUAGGGAUUCCGGGCAGAAGAAAAAGUUGAAUUCGUAUAUCCAGUUUCCCGAGGAUCUCGAUAUGUCAGAAUACAUCAGGUCUCAGCCGCAAACUCACUUGUACAGUCUUGUUGCAGUAUUAAGUCAUAAAGGUCCAUCUGCUCACUCUGGACAUUACAUCGCGAAUAUAUGUAAUUCGAGUGGUGAAUGGUACCAGUUUAGUGACGACAAAGUGGAAAAGAUGCACAAUAAACGGAUCGAAGAUGGAGUAAAUGAUAACGUGAAACCGAUGAAACGAGGUCGCGUCCCGAAAGGAUUCCUUUCGUCGAAUACAGCGUAUAUGUUGGUUUAUAAAAAAUUAACUACAGAUUGGCCAGUAAGUGCUACAAAGAAAAUGAAGUUGAAGAAACCUGACGCAGAAGCGAGCAUCCCCGGCAACCCUGUUAACUUGGAAAGUCUUACUGUUAAAGACAAAUCGGAUAUACCGGAUGAAGCACAACGGAAAAAUGGUGUUGGGGAUAUGUCGCCAACGGAAGAAGAAAAUUCUCCAAUAAUACCCAAACUAGAUUUAGAAAAUAAAAUAAAAGUGGAUGAAUCUGUGGCAUCUCAAAACAAUGAUGUGCCAACUAAUGUGAAGAAUGAAACCAUAGAAACUGCUGUUCCUACAGUUUGUGUAAAUGCUGAGUGUAAAGACAAACAUGAACCAGUUGCGCAACAGUUGCUGAAUAAAAUUCAACAUCCAAAGAAACCAAUAGUAAAAAUUGUCAAACUUGAUUACAAACGACUGAAUGGUGCUGCGCACAGAGCUAUGAGUUGCGGUGAACGAGACUUUUAUGAAGAGAUGGAGUUCGAGAGUUGGAAAGUGAGUAACACAAUGCGCGAACUCGUCAGACAAGAAAAUAUUAAACAUGAAUUGAGUUUAUUAGCUGCCCAACAAGAAAAGCAAAAAGAAAUUGAAGAUCACAAUUUCAAGCGACAACUUGUCAUAGAUGUAUAUAACAUUAUCGCAUCGACAGUAUCUUGGGAUGAAUACUAUUGGAUACCGACCGAUUGGCUAUCGAAAUGGUUAAACGCAUAUUCUACUGUGGACGGUAUCCCUCCGAUUGAUAAUUCAACCUUAAUGUGCUCGCAUCACCGACUCGACCCAUUAAAAGUUAGUCGCGCAAAAUGCGUGCCGGUGGCAGCGGCCGAAGUGCUUUACGAAAGGUAUCGGGGAGGUCCACGAUUAGAUCAAACAUCUUUGUGCGAGACUUGCGUGAAAAGACGUUGUAAACUGUUGCGUUUUAAAUUAUCUUUGGAGCGCGAUCACAAGGAAGUCAGUGAGCUAAUUCGCACGUUUAAAGAACCUUCUGAGACAAGCUACAUAAUUGGCACCGAUUCUUUACGAUCGUGGCGAAAAUUAGCCAUGGAAACGUUCCUAGAGGGUAUGGAGCAAGAGAUGAACGAUUGUCAAGAUAUUCCGCAGGAGGAGAACAAAAACAUAAGUGACUGUUCAAAGGAGAUCGAAGAAAACGAGGAAAACGAGAUUAUAAUCAACUUUAACGAAGAUUUACUUUGCGAGCAUAAUUCUCUCAAAACGGCAGACUCCAGUAGAAAAGUGAUACCUCAAGAGGCAUGGUCGAUUCUUCGGAAAUAUUUCCCGGACUCGAAAGAGUAUCCUAUCGAAUCUACGUCUUGUACAAUCUGCGAAGAGAGAAUGGAAAACGCACAAAGAGCGAAGAAGGACGACAAGAUCAAGGCGAAACAGCAGAAGGACGAGCUCACCGAUUUGUAUUAUGGAAAGAAUAGAAAUGAAAUAUCCAAGUGCGACGAUUUAGCGAAACUAUUUUACAUCCUCGAGAAGGGCUUCUUGGAUAGUUGGCGUUCUUUCAUUCGAUACGCGGAGACAUAUUCGAGAGCACCGCCGCCAGGCAUCCAGAACGCGUCGCUCCUGUGCGAGCACAAAGGAUUUCUGUACGCGCCCAGGAUCAACAACGAAUUAUACAGUAUAGUAACCGCGGAGGAAUGGUCGAAGCUCGCGCAAUUCUACGAAGUCGACUAUCCCAUUACCAUAAAGAAGACUGAUGAUGACUAUCAAACGACUCCUGGUCCAUGUGCAGCUUGUAUGUUGGCGAGGGUCGAACAGGAGCGAUUGGAGAGCUUGAAAUACGAUCGAGCGACGAUCUACAUCAAGUGUAUCGACGACAACGAGGAGUCGAAGUUAGAAAAUAAUUCCGAGGUAGCGGCGAAGAGGCCAAAAAUGGAGAACGUACGUCCCUCGCGAACCAGGAGAAAAUUAAAAGGAUCGCAUGAGCUCAAAGUGUCGUCCGAGAUCACCUUAAAAGAACUCAAAGUAAUGACGAUGCAGAUUUGCGGGGCCGGACCAUAUGACCAACAUAUAAUGCUGGGAGAGCACGAGCUCACCGAUCAUAGUCAGAGCUUGGCCGCACUCGGAAUAUUUCCCGGAGCGCUUCUCACGUUAAAGAUCGACGCACCGGUGGAAAAUGAAACCGACGUAGAGUCCGACGUUCACAAUUUCGAAGCGACGUCGCCAGAGAAGGGUUUCAAGGGAACGGAACUGGUGCCGAGCUGAUCUGCCUGAUCGGACAUAACCGUGUAGCCAAUUUCGUUUAACGUUUAAUAACGAUAGCUGAUUUAACGCAAGAUAUUUUUAUACAUACAUAUAUACAUAUAUAAGUACAUGAAUAUAUUCAAUCCUCCUUAUACACGCCCGUUAUCGACAGAUUAUAAGAAAGAGUAUAAGUCUAUGCUGUUGCGUCUAUCCAUGCCUAUUCUAAUAUAUUUGUUAAAAAGAUCUAGCGUGAUGGUAAAAGAUCUGUGAUAUCUAAGAGAAGGAUAUCGCAGAUAAAAAAGCGGGAGUCGCAAAGAGUGAAUUUAUCGAUUUAAUGUUACAUUUGCAGAUUUAUGAUUUUUUGCGGAUUAUUGACGAGACGAGAUAGAGACGAGGACUUUUUUUAUAUUUAAUAUGUGUAUUCAUAUGAUAUUGAAGUUGUAUAUUUAUGAAAACUUAUACGAAUAUAAAUGCGAAAGUUUCUAAAGUUCGUUAUAACAGAAUAUAUUUUUAAUUUUUUUAAAACGUGUAAUUAUGUACUAGAUAGAUACAAUUUGUUUGUUAUCAAUAUGUUCGAGACCCGGACUCAGAUCUUUCACGUUAUAUAUACAUAUAUAUAUAUACGUGUACCUCUUGAUUUUAUUGAAGCACUAAUUCACUCUAAUAGUAGCGUCACGCUUUUAACAUGUACAAGAGAAGGAAAGACGCGUGCCAACGUUAACACGGUGUUGCAUAAUCCAUCUAUUUGUAUCUUAUAUAUAAUAUAUAUGUGCGAUAUAUUGAUUUCGCGGAAUAACUUUAUAAAAGAAAACAAAACAUAU
Molecule: messenger RNA, 4505 nt
Organism: Odontomachus brunneus
Lineage: Eukaryota; Metazoa; Arthropoda; Insecta; Hymenoptera; Formicidae
Product: ubiquitin carboxyl-terminal hydrolase 48-like
Exons: 18
Coding region: 262-3705 (1147 amino acids)
Biological process (GO): protein deubiquitination
Cellular component (GO): nucleus; cytosol
Molecular function (GO): cysteine-type deubiquitinase activity; cysteine-type endopeptidase activity
Source: RefSeq, a predicted model, not a curated record